Molecule: messenger RNA, 855 nt
Organism: Lodderomyces margitis
Lineage: Eukaryota; Fungi; Ascomycota; Pichiomycetes; Serinales; Debaryomycetaceae
Gene: PRE5
Product: proteasome core particle subunit alpha 6
Exons: 1
Coding region: 1-855 (284 amino acids)
Biological process (GO): ubiquitin-dependent protein catabolic process
Cellular component (GO): nucleus; proteasome core complex; proteasome core complex, alpha-subunit complex
Source: RefSeq, a predicted model, not a curated record
AUGUUUAGAAACAACUACGACAACGAUUCUGUUACCUAUUCCCCUACGGGCCGUUUAUUCCAGGUUGAGUAUGCGUUAGAAGCAAUCAAACAAGGAAGCGCAGCGGUUGGUUUAACAUCGAAAGACUAUGUUGUACUUGUGGCCUUGAAGAGAAAUGCCGAGGAAUUGGGAUCAUACCAAAAGAAAAUCAUCAAAAUAGACGACCAUAUGGGAGUUGCAUUGGCUGGUUUAGCCCCCGAUGCGCGAGUAUUAUCCAACUUUUUGAGGAAACAAGCAAUGCAAUCUAAAAUGAUUUUCAAUCGCCCAAUCCAGACCCAUAAAGCAGCCUUGACAAUCGCCGAUAAGGCACAGGAAAAUACUCAAAGCUAUGGCUCUAGACCAUACGGAGUGGGAUUGUUAAUUGCAGGGUACGAUGAGACUGGUGCACAUUUGUUGGAAUUCCAGCCAUCGGGAUCAGUCCUCGAAUAUUUCGGUGCUGCUAUUGGUGCCAGGUCACAAGCAGCUCGUACCUAUUUGGAAAGGAACUUGGAAGAGAUCAGGGGCUCUGAUUCAAUUGAAAAGUUGAUUGUACAUGGGUUAUACGCUUUGAGAGACACUUUGAGUCAAGAUGUUGAAUUAACGUUUAAAAACACAAGUGUCGCUGUUGUAGGUAAAGGACAACCGUAUACUUCUUAUGAUGACGAAGAUGUGCAGCAAUGGUUAGACAAGCUAGAUUCCGUCACAAAUGAUAGAAAUAGAACUGAUGGUGAUGAUGAGAACAAGAACGAAGGGGGAAAUGAAACAGCAGCUGACGAAACCGCUCAAGACAGAGGAGAGGAACCCGCGCAGGGCGACAGAAUGGAUACAGAUGAGUAA